Messenger RNA from Podarcis lilfordi (Lilford's wall lizard), 1155 nucleotides. NCBI's taxonomy places the organism in Eukaryota, Metazoa, Chordata, Lepidosauria, Squamata, Lacertidae. The record is from the annotation of a GenBank genome assembly.
AUGUCUGUGUCACACAGUUCCAAGCUGAACAAGGUGGUCAGGGACCAGUACAUGAAGCUGCCCUUGGGGGACAAGGUGCUGGUCACAUACAUCUGGAUCGAUGGAACUGGCGAAGGCCUUCGCUGUAAAACCAGAACACUGAGCCAGGAACCAAAGACCAUUGAAGAUCUCCCAGAAUGGAACUUUGACGGAUCCAGCACAGGCCAGUCUGAAGGCUCCAACAGCGACAUGUUCUUGAUCCCCGUUAAGAUAUUCAGAGACCCUUUUACCCUUGACCCCAACAAGCUUGUCUUAUGUGAGGUUCUGAAAUACAACCGGAAGCGGGCAGAAACCAAUCUGAGGAGCAGCUGCAAGAUAAUCAUGGACAUGGUCAAAGAGAGUCAGCCUUGGUUUGGGAUGGAGCAAGAAUACACUUUGCUGGGUGUCGAUGGACACCCAUAUGGCUGGCCCAAGAAUGGUUUCCCAGGCCCACAAGGACCUUAUUAUUGUGGCGUUGGGGCCGACAAGGUGUACGGGCGUGACAUAGUGGAGACCCAUUACAGGGCCUGCAUUUAUGCUGGUGUGGAGAUCUGUGGCACCAAUGCUGAAGUCAUGCCUUCUCAGUGGGAAUUCCAGGUGGGGCCUUGCGAAGGUAUUGAGAUGGGUGACCACUUGUGGAUGGCGAGAUACAUUUUGCAUCGGGUCUGCGAAGACUUUGGGGUCAUCGCCACUUUGGAUCCAAAACCAAUAACCGGCAACUGGAAUGGCGCUGGGUGCCACACCAAUGUCAGCACGAAAGAAACAAGGCAGAAAGGGGGUAUCAAGUUCAUUGAAGCUGCCAUAGACAAGCUGAGCAAACGCCACAAGUACCACAUCCGCAUGUAUGACCCUCGCGGGGGCCAGGACAACUCCCGGAGGCUGACGGGCCAACAUGAGACCUCCAACAUCUUCGAGUUCUCGGCCGGCAUUGCCAACCGUGGGGCCAGCAUCAGGAUCCCCCGCCAAGUUGGGCAGGAUGGCUGCGGGUGCUUUGAGGACCGCCGCCCCUCUGCCAACUGCGACCCAUAUGCCGUUACGGAGGCCAUUGUGAGGACUGUCCUCCUCAAUGAGUCCGGGGACGAGCCCAAGGUUUACAGCAAUGAGGAGCGGUUGCAGAGCGCGGCCACCAAAGACUAA